AUGUCUAUCUUACACACAAACACACACACUAUCUAUCUAUCUAUCUAUCAUAAGCACUUCUCUGUCUCGCCCUAUCUCCGUCUUUCUCAAUAUCUAUCUAUCUAUCUAUCUAUCUCUCUCUGUCUGUCUCACUUCUCUGUAUCGAUGCCUAUCUUACACACAAACACACACACACUCUAUCUAUCUAUCUAUCUAUGUCACUUGGUUCAUCUAUCUAUCUAUCUAUCUAUAUAUCUAUGUCACUUGGUUCAUCUAUCUAUCUAUCUAUCUAUCUAUCUCAAGGGCUUCUCUCACUCAAUCUGCCAUUCACUAUCGAACUUUCGCUCCCUAUUUCAGUCCAUUGAUAUCUAUCUAUCUAUCUAUCUAUCUAUCUAUGUUUCAUUCUCUUCAUAUCUAUCUAACUAUCUAUCUACCUUUCUAUCAAUCUAUCUAAAUCCAUUGAUAUCUAUCUAUCUAUCUAUCUAUCUAUCUAUCUAUCUAUCUAUCUAUCUCUCUCUCUCUCUAUAUAUAUAUAUAUAUAUAUCAAGCACUUCUCUGAAUCGAUGUCUAUCUUACACACAAACACACACUCUCUCUCUCUCUCUAUCUAUCUAUCAUAAGCACUUCUCUGUCUCGCCCUAUCUCCGUCUUUCUCAAUAUCUAUCUAUCUAUCUAUCUAUCUAUCUCUCACUUCUCUGUAUCGAUCUCUAUCUUACACACAAACACACACUCUCUCUAUCCAUACAUCUAUCUAUCAUAUGUACUUCCUUGCCCAAACCUAUCUCCCCCUCUCUCAAUAUCUAUCUAUCUAUCUAUCUAUCUAUCUAUCUAUCUAUCUAUCUAUCUAUCUAUCACAGUCUCUUCGUAUCUAUCUAUCUAUCUAUCUAUCUAUCUAUCUAUCUAUCUAGCCUUUUAGCUUAG
Messenger RNA from Acanthosepion pharaonis, 900 nucleotides. NCBI's taxonomy places the organism in Eukaryota, Metazoa, Mollusca, Cephalopoda, Sepiida, Sepiidae. The record is from the annotation of a GenBank genome assembly.